Molecule: messenger RNA, 1167 nt
Organism: Capsella rubella
Lineage: Eukaryota; Viridiplantae; Streptophyta; Magnoliopsida; Brassicales; Brassicaceae
Product: F-box protein At2g16450-like
Exons: 1
Coding region: 1-1167 (388 amino acids)
Molecular function (GO): protein binding
Source: RefSeq, a predicted model, not a curated record
AUGAAUUCAUCAUCUCCGAUAUUGAUUAAUGAUCUGAUUAUGGAGAUCUUAUCAAGACUGCCUUCGAAGUCAGUCGCGAGGUUUCGUUGCGUGUCGAAGCCAUGGGCAUCAAUGCUUAGUAGUCCAUAUUUCAAGAACUUGUUUUCUAUCAGAUCAUCGGCUAAGCCGCGCCUCUUGUUCGCCAUAGAAAAUAACGGUUGGAACUUUUUCUCAUUGGCAAUGCUUGAGAAUCCAUAUGAUCAGGAGUCGAAUCUUGUAGCAGCUGCCGAAUUUCAUGUGAAUAUCUCUCCAGAUAUCGAACCUUGUGAUUUCAUAAGACAUUGUUCAUGUGCCUAUGCUUCUGGCUUGUUCUAUAUCCAUUAUUGUGGAUUCCAGGGUAGACCUUUGAUUUUUAACCCUGUCACUGGACGGUAUGCGAUCUUACCUUACAUUUGCAGAGAGGCUGAUAGCUUUUUCGGGUUUGACCCGGUUGAUAAGCAAUACAAGGCAUUGUUCAUGGAUUUUUCAUUUUCUCCUAGUACUAAUAAAUCUCUUACAUUUGGAGACGGAGAUAUCAAGUACAGUAAGGUAACUUCUUCCUUGCGACAUGAUAUUGCGAGUGGAGGGAUAUGCAUCAACGGGGUUGUGUAUUAUUUUGGUGACACGACGGAUUGUAUUAAUGAUGAUCAUGUUGUAACACCUGAGUUAGUGAUAGUUUGUUUUGAUGUUAGGUCUGAGAAAAUCACGUUUAUUGAAUUUGAAAAGAUUGGUGAAUUGAUAGACUACAAGGGGAAAUUAGCUCUGAUUUAUUGGGGGGAUGAUUAUGCCAUUAAAGAGUUGCAUAUGUGGGUUCUAGAUGAUGUUGAGAAAAAGGAAUGGUCCAAAUAUGCCUACACUUUGACGACUGAUGAUAAAUGUUUCUGUCGUUACGUCGUUGGAGCGACCGCUUCGGGUGACAUUGUGUUUUCAACGAAGUGGUGUGGACCUAAAGAACUGUUUUAUGUUUACUAUUUUAGUCCCGAAAGGAAUAGACUCCAGCGUGUUGAAAUCAAAGGUUUUGGUGAAGCGGCGAGUGAUAAUGGUUUUACCGUUCGUACUUUUGUAAACCAUGUAGAGGAUCUUGAUGUUAAUGAUUUAAAACUACUCAAGUCAUUCCAUUCUCCAGUGCCAAAGCUAAAAUAUGCAUAG